AUGAACCUUCAUUUCUCAUAUGUGCCAGAAAUGUGCAAGAGUCUACAACAAUAUGUACCGUAUCCAAUAUACCCAACGAACACACUACUCAACACAGUCUACAAACAAUCAAAGCCAAGUAAAAACAAGAAAAACAACUACAAAACAAACAGCAAUUUCCAAGUUUCCCUUUUAUCAAUCAAAAAAAAAACCAAAUCCUCCCUUUUCUCACUCAUGUUCUCCACACUGUACCUACACACUAGCACCCACUACUCACUACUGCUACCACUACUACUACUAAUCGCCACUCCCCCAAAUAUGGACAGAUUACAAAGACUCCUUGGCGGAAGCGCAGGUCUCGGCAUGGGCGGUGCCGCCGGCGCCCAACAAUCUGACUCCCCCGCCAUCGACGACGCCGAAACCGUCUACAUUUCCUCGUUGGCGCUUUUGAAAAUGCUCAAACAUGGACGUGCGGGUGUGCCCAUGGAGGUCAUGGGAUUGAUGCUCGGCGAGUUCGUUGACGACUUCACCAUCCAUGUCAUUGACGUGUUUGCCAUGCCGCAAUCGGGAACAGGUGUUUCUGUGGAGGCAGUGGAUGAUGUGUUCCAGACCAAAAUGAUGGACAUGUUGCGACAAACGGGCCGUGACCAGAUGGUCGUGGGCUGGUAUCACUCGCAUCCGGGUUUCGGGUGUUGGCUUUCGUCGGUGGAUGUGAACACACAACAGAGUUUCGAACAAUUGAACAAAAGAGCCGUGGCGGUGGUUAUAGAUCCGAUCCAGUCGGUCAAGGGUAAGGUGGUGAUCGAUGCGUUCCGGACCAUCGACUCGGGCGUUUUGAUGCGGGGUCAGGAACCCAGACAAUCGACGUCCAACGUGGGCCACUUGAACAAGCCCUCCAUCCAGGCCUUGAUCCAUGGCUUGAACAGGCAAUACUACUCGUUGAAUAUCGACUACCACAAGACACUGCACGAAACCAAUAUGCUCAUGAACUUGCACAAGACCUCGUGGCAGAGCGGCUUGAAGGUUGCUGACUAUAAUCAUCAGGAGCACGAGAGCUUGACCAACAUCCAGAGCUUGGUCAAGAUCUCCAAAUUGUACAACGAGCGCGUGGCCGAGGAGAAGGUGUUGCUGGAGGAGCAGUUAAAGACAAGAUAUGUUGGAAAGCAGGACCCAAAGAAGCAUUUAUCGGAGACAUCCGAGACCAUCAUCGAGGACAAUGUGACCUCCUUGUUGACCAGCAAUAUCAAUGCUCUAGCCAUCCAGUGA
Australozyma saopauloensis is the source of this 1245-nucleotide messenger RNA. Its product is annotated as proteasome regulatory particle lid subunit. Gene Ontology annotation, molecular function: proteasome binding; metallopeptidase activity; protein binding. NCBI's taxonomy places the organism in Eukaryota, Fungi, Ascomycota, Pichiomycetes, Serinales, Metschnikowiaceae. The record is from RefSeq and is a predicted model, not a curated record. The transcript has a single exon. Bases 1 to 1245 code for a protein of 414 amino acids. Gene Ontology annotation, cellular component: proteasome regulatory particle, lid subcomplex. Gene Ontology annotation, biological process: proteasome-mediated ubiquitin-dependent protein catabolic process; protein deubiquitination.